This is a messenger RNA of Lycium ferocissimum, 785 nucleotides long. RefSeq lists its product as uncharacterized. The record is from RefSeq and is a predicted model, not a curated record. The transcript is spliced from 4 exons. Lineage: Eukaryota; Viridiplantae; Streptophyta; Magnoliopsida; Solanales; Solanaceae. Bases 131 to 646 code for a protein of 171 amino acids.
UUCUUGAACACACCUUAAGUACCUUCCAACAAUUGCAACACUUGAUAGUGAACCCCUUGUUGGAGAACAUAAAAAGAAGAAAACAAAUUAAAGCAAAAAAAUUCAAGGUUUUAACAAGAAGAACAAAGAAAUGGAGGUGAGUGGAACUAUUAGGCCAAAUAGAAGUGAUGUGCAUGUAUCAAAGGAGGAAGAAGCAAAGAUGGAGGAAGAAACAAGAGAAUACUUUGAUGGCAUAGCACCAAAGAGACACACUAAACCUCAACGUAGUGAAUAUUCUUCUACUUAUGCUGAUGACAUUAUUACUUCUUCUGAUGAUGGUACAAUUCCUGAACAUCUUGAAUUCCAACGUCUCGAGAAUAAUGAUCCUCAGAAAUUGGUUUACAAAGGAAGCAGCCAAAUGACACAGGAAUUUGUGGAAACAGAGUAUUACAAAGAUCUUAAUGGCAUUGACAAACAGCACCACACGACAGGAACAGGAUUUAUCAAAGUGGAGAAUGAAAAUGGGAACACUUACAGUAUAGGAACUGAUUCUGCUACUGAUUCAUCCCAUGUUUAUAAGGGGAAUCCAGCUACUAAUGACUGGAUUCCUUCUGCUGUUGAUGAGGCUAAUUUUAUCUCAGAGAAACCAAACAGAAGUGAAAGCUGAAAUUGAGUCCUGAUAAAUGCAGCACCUGGACAUUGCAGAGCCCUAUUUAUUUUGUAUUUCUGUGAAGCUUUGCUUCUAAGUGUCUCUCUUAGUGUUUGGUUGUAUUUGAAGAACAUGCAAUAUAAUUCUGUCAAACACU